GAACAAGGGAGCGAGAGAGGGAGGUGGGCGGGCUGAGGAGAAGGCGAGGAAGGUGGCGGCGGGUCUGAGGCCGAGAGCGAGAGACGCAAACAACUUUUUCGUAGCGAGUUGCAGGCACCGGCCCGUCGUGCAUGAACUGUAACCUGACACUGGAGCGAAGAGAAAGGGAGCGAAGCAGCGGAGGAGGAGGAGAAGGAGAAGAAGAAGCGGAGAAGAGGAAGCCCCGCCAAGGAGCCGCCGAGGGGGAUGGUGGUUGCCGCCUCCGCCUCCUCCAGCCGCUCCUAGGGGCGUCCGGCACCCGGGCGAAGCCGGCAAUGGGCAGGAGGGAAGCCGCCUGAGCCUCCGGCGAACUUUUCCCCCACCUUCACGCCGGGCAGUCGGAGCGGAGCAGGCGGAUGGAGGAUGCGCUCUGCCCGGCGGGCUGUCUGAGCAGGAGGCGGCGGCGAAGGAAGCGACGGGGGCGCCGACGACGAUGAAGAAGCUGCUGCUUGCGCCGCCGUUGCCUCUGCCUCCGCCGCGCUACAGCGCGGGUUUCCCGGAGCCCCGUCCUCAUGUGGCCCCGCCGCCCACCGCGGGGGCUCCCGGGCAGGGAGCGGGCUGGCGGCGGAGGAGGCCCCUCUCGCUGCUGCCCUUCCUCUCCCUGCGCGACUACGGCUUCUGCAUGGCCGCCUUGCUGCUCUUCUGCCUGGGCUCCCUCUUCUACCAGCUCAACGGGGGCGCCCCUCGCUUUCUGCUGGACCUGAGGCACUAUCUGGGAAAUUCCACUUACUUGGAUGACCAUGGGCCACCCCCUCGUAAGGUACUUCCAUUCCCUAGCCAAGUGGUGUAUAACAGGGUUGGAAAGUGUGGGAGUCGAACUGUGGUUUUGCUGUUGCGAAUUCUGUCUGAGAGACAUGGGUUCAACUUGGUUACAUCAGAUAUUCAUAAUAAAACCAGGCUGACCAAGAAUGAACAGAUGGAAUUGAUUAAAAAUAUAAGCACUGCUGAACAGCCCUAUUUAUUCACUAGACAUGUUCACUUCCUCAAUUUCUCAAGGUUUGGAGGAGACCAGCCAGUAUACAUCAAUAUUAUUAGAGAUCCCAUCAACCGUUUUUUAUCCAACUACUUUUUCCGCCGCUUUGGAGAUUGGAGAGGGGAGCAGAACCACAUGAUCCGCACCCCAAGCAUGAGACAAGAAGAGAGAUACUUAGAUAUUAACGUAUGCAUUCUUGAGAACUACCCUGAAUGUUCCAAUCCCAGGUUAUUUUAUAUUAUUCCAUAUUUUUGUGGACAGCAUCCAAGAUGCAGGGAGCCUGGGGAAUGGGCCCUUGAAAGAGCAAAAGUGAAUGUGAAUGAAAAUUUCCUACUUGUGGGGAUUCUGGAGGAAUUGGAGGAUGUGCUGCUUUUACUAGAAAGAUUUUUACCUCAUUAUUUCAAGGAUGUGCUCAAUAUCUACAAAAACCCAGAACAUAGGAAACUCGGCAAUCUAACUGUGACAGUGAAAAAGACAGUCCCUUCUCCAGAAUCCCUUCAGAUCCUGUACCAGCGCAUGAGAUAUGAAUAUGAGUUUUACUACUACAUCAAAGAGCAGUUUCAUCUAUUAAAGCGCAAGUUUGGACUACGAUCUUCAAAUAGUAACUCUUCUCCUAGACCAGAAUUUGUCAUUCCUUCUCCUUUGGAAACUGAAGAGCCAGUAACAGAAGAUGAGGAGCAAGAUGAUGAAAAGUGGUUGGAAGAUAUCUAUAGAAGGUGAUGCAAGCAUGACCUUCUCUACUGGCUGAACCACCCAGAUUUUUCAUAAACUAUUAAGAAAAAUCCUUAAGGAAGUGAGAUACUGCACAACAGCAUUUAAAAGACAUUUCCCCCAGGAUGAACUGAUUGUGAGACCUUUUUUUUGAGAGGGUCUAUUUCUUUAAAUUUAUAUUUGUUUCCCUUGGCUCCACAGGAUCAUAGUAGCUAGGACAUACUUUUAAAUGUGCCAUUUCAUUACAGAUUACAUUGUCACUGUAAAAUAUUGCUAUAUUUGGUACCUAUUUGGCAGAGUGAUGUAGAUCACAGCAUAGGUCAUCUGUAGUUUUCUCAAAACCUGUUUUUCUUUGUUAGUAUUUAUACCAAAUAUUUUACAGUCACAUUUGAUCACUUGGAAUUAAGAGCAGGGUAUUGGAGGUUUGUAUUAUCAUCUGAACAGGGAAUACUCUUGUGCUAAAAGAAGAAAGAAAUGCAUUGCCGCUACACUAACUAGGGAUACUAUUUAGGCUAUGCUUUCCCCCAUAGAAAUUAAUAAGGGCAUUGUUGACAAACCAAGUAGAAUUGCAGGG
Messenger RNA from Lacerta agilis (Sand lizard), 2297 nucleotides. It is a transcript of the gene UST, whose product is annotated as uronyl 2-sulfotransferase. Lineage: Eukaryota; Metazoa; Chordata; Lepidosauria; Squamata; Lacertidae. Gene Ontology annotation, cellular component: membrane. Gene Ontology annotation, molecular function: sulfotransferase activity. The transcript has 8 exons. Bases 473 to 1732 code for a protein of 419 amino acids. The record is from RefSeq and is a predicted model, not a curated record.